This is a messenger RNA of Oncorhynchus kisutch (coho salmon), 3826 nucleotides long. RefSeq names its product progestin and adipoQ receptor family member 3-like. Lineage: Eukaryota; Metazoa; Chordata; Actinopteri; Salmoniformes; Salmonidae. The record is from RefSeq and is a predicted model, not a curated record. Gene Ontology annotation, cellular component: membrane. The transcript is spliced from 7 exons. Bases 238 to 1185 code for a protein of 315 amino acids. Gene Ontology annotation, molecular function: signaling receptor activity.
GGGCGCGACUUGCGCAGCCAUGUCCAUUGUGUAAUUUUAGAACUCUGUUUUUUGUUUUGUGCUUAUGUAUUUUCUAGCAUGAGCUGCUGGGCUAGCCAGCUCCUUAAAAUAUUGUAUUAAUAGCUUGCUAAAUCACAAAGUAAGGUGUAUUGUAGCUAGAUGACACUACGUAGCCAUCGAUAGCAUGCAACAAAAGCCUUAAACCUGUGCCAGAACCGUGAAAUCUGAUGUUCCAAAAUGCCUCAUAAACUCCUCAAGUUACUCCUGGGAAGUUACCAGUGGCUGGCCAGUUACUGGCCCGUCCUUAUGCCGAGGGGAAUCCGCCUGUACACAUUUGAACAGAUCCCAUUAUUCAUGAAAGAAAACCCAUACAUUACAGAUGGAUACAGAGCCCGUUUACAAUCCAAACUUUGUUUAAAAAGCAUCUUUGUGCUGUCCAAUGAAACAGUCAACAUAUGGACUCAUCUGUUGGGCUUCCUCCUGUUCUUCCUACUGGGGGUGAAUGACAUGUCUACAGUCCUGCCGGCUUCAGGUGCCAACAGAGAAGACUAUGUCAUCUACUGCAUAGCACUCUUCUGCUUUCAGGUGUGUAUGCUGUGUUCUGCAGGGUAUCACAUGUUCUCCUGCCACCUCUCAGAGAAGACGUGUCACCGCUGGUUGGCGCUGGACUUCGUUGGAAUCUCUGUGGGAAUCCUGGGCUGUUACAUUCCAGGGGUCUUCUAUGCCUUCUACUGCAUCACUUUCUGGAGACAGGUGUACCUGGUGACUGCUCUAGCGUUGAUAUUGGCCGUGUUCUUAGCUCAGAUCCACCCUCACUACCACUCUAAGGAGUGGCGACACCAGCGUACUGCCAUCUUCUGCUCCGUGGCUGGCUACGGGAUCAUCCCCGCCGGCCACUGGGUCUGGCUCAAUGAAGGCCUCGGCUCAGCUGUCGUCCAGUUGUUCCUCCCUCGUGUGAUUGUGAUGUAUUUGAUAGCUGGAGCUGCGUUCCUCUUUUACAUCUCUAAAAUCCCAGAACGCUGCUUCCCAGGUCAACUGAACUAUCUGGGUGCCAGCCACCAGGUGUGGCAUGUCCUUGUGGUGUUUUUGCUCUACUGGUGGCACCAGACUGCUGUAUAUAUCAUGAAAUUCAGGCACAGCCAGCCAUGCCCUCCUUUCUACACCCAGCCUGGUCUCAUAGACUAGACGUAACAUAGUAAAAGUAAAUCUGGGACACUCAAAUUAGUAUGAUAUGUUACGUUUGGUAUGGGUGGUUGUUCGAGGUGUAUGGGUGGGUGAAUGUCUAGCUAUCCAAAAGGUUGUGUGUUCAAAUCUCGUCACGGACAACUUUAGCAAAUUUUCAACUACUUGAACUUUUUAGCUACUUUGAAACUACUUAGCAUGUUAGCUAACCCUUCCCCUAACUCUUUUAGCCAGCCCUUCGCCUAACUUUAACCCUUUAACCUAACUCCGAACCUUAACCCGUAACCCUAAACUAGCUAACAUUAGCCAGCUAGCUAACGUUGGGUACAACUAAUUGGUAUUCGUAACAUAUCAUACGUAUUGCAAAUUCGUAACAUAUUGUACAUUUACAGAUUCAUAACAAAUUGUACAUUUAGCAAAUUCUUAACAUAUCAUCCAAAUUGUAAUUCAUAACUUAUCAUAUGAAAUGGAUGAUGACAUCCACAAAUUAAUACAUACAAUACGAAACGUAACAUAUCAUACUAAAUUAAGUGUCUCAGAAUUACAUACAGAAUAAUACAAAAUGCUGAGAGACCAGAUUGCUACACAAGCAGUGACUAGAGCCUCAAGCUGGCCCAGCCACCGACUGAGCAACAACCUGUACUGUAGCCACUCGAUGCAAUUAAACCAGACUACAGACCUCUAGAAUUCUAUCAUACAGAUGCCCAGUCAAGCAGACAAGAGAGUAGCCUCCCUACCAGAACAACUAUAACCAUACCGUUAGACCUUGCAGAUGUCUGUAGAAAGAGCGAACGAGUAAAAGAGUGGAAACAUCUCUCUGGUUUUAAGGAUUGCGAUUGGUGGUAUGCAAUCGUAUCUGCUUUCUGCUGAGACUUCUGUAAGGCCAGGUUAUAAGAAGGAAAGACAUGUCAGUCAUAGCCUGGUCGCAGGUCUGGGAAGCAAGAUGGCACAAACAGACCUGGGACCAGUCUUGGUGAAGUCACGAGGACACACAGUACAGCUUCAACUGAUAGCUGGAGCUGCGUUCCUCUUUCUGUUAUUCUCCGAUUAUCUUUUCGUAUUCAAGAUUGUUUUUUUUACCUGAUUUGUAUCUAUUAAUUUGCAUGUAAGCUACUGUUUGAAUGUUACAUGCUGUGAAAUGGUACUUCUUGAAAUGCUUUCUUGAGCACAUGGGACUUUACAAGGGUUAUGUGCAAUCUAGAAUAUAUAUCCUUUGGAAACUGAACAUAGAGCCUAUGUUCAGUUGUUUUUGCCUGCAUAGUUAUCUUACUGUAUUUCAUUAAUGGUGGGGUUGAGUAGUUAUCUUACUGUAUUUCAUUAAUGGUGGGGCUGAGCAGUUAUCUCACUGUAUUUCAUUAACGGUGGGGCUGAGUAGUUAUCUUACUGUAUUUCAUUAAUGGUGGGGUUGAGUAGUUAUCUUACUGUAUUUCAUUAAUGGUGGGGUUGAGUAGUUAUCUUACUGUAUUUCAUUAAUGGUGGGGUUGAGUAGUUAUCUUACUGUAUUUCAUUAAUGGUGGGUUACUUUUAGUAUAAGUGGUCAACUGACCUCCUUCCUCUCACAAUCCACUUGAAUCUAAGGGCUGAUUCAAGAACUGUUUAGAGAAAUGUAACCAACUAAACAUAAACCCAAUAAAAUAGAUUGGGAGUGAAUGACCCUUGCUUUAAUUAGUUUGUGAAUAGACUAUUUAUGAAUCCGUCCCUCUAUUCACUUACUAUAUAACCUAACGUAGCGACGUCAAAGGAACACCUGAGUAGAAUACCCCACAUUUUGGUCCUGAUGAUAUUUAUUUUUUUAAAUAACUUGUGGGAGGUUCUCUUCUGCACUAUUCAACCAAUCCAGUAAAUGUGAAGGAGGAGCGUCGCCUUUUUAAGCAUCCAAAAGCUGAAGUCGCGUCACAGGCUCUUCCAUUUCCACUGAAAACCGGUUGCACCCAGUGUUUGCAACCCUGCUGAUGGUGCUUACUAUAUAGUACAUGGGUCUGUGAACAACUGCAUAAGAACAAAUACUUUAGAGGCCAGUAUUAUCUAUUGUAUGACUAAUACUGUACGGUUUUACAAUCACAUUACUGACAGGUCUAUCUAUGCACAAUAUGGUGUCCUGUAGAUCACAGGUGGCUGGUGGCACCUUAAUUGGGGGGGGGGGGGGGGGGGGCGAGCUUAUAGUAAUUGGCUGGAAUUGAUUUGAUGGAAUGACAUAGAAGUGUUUUAAUACCAUUGUUAUGAGCUGUCCUCCCCUCACCAGCCUCCUGUAUUGUAGAUCUCCUACUGUGUAGCUAAUACCCAUAGAGGUCAUUCGACCGUGUCAGAUAAUGAUGCUCAGAACAUAUCACAGCCGUUAAAGGCCCACUGUGACAUUCAUAGCCUAUAUUGACUGUUCGUUAGCCUUGUUUGUAAAUGAGCUUUUGUUUCAAGUAUGCCUUUAAUUAUUUCACUGUAUUUUACCUGGUUGCUAUAAUGUCGGUCUUUGGUUGUCCAACAUUUGUUUUUCCAUUCAUUUAGGCAUUAUUGAUGGACUUACUUUUGAAUGCUGGAAUGCACUGACUAAAGGGACACAUUAUUUUAAUCUGUAAUAUGACAUGUCUCGAGUAUUAUAAAUGAAUAAAGAAUGCCUAAAAGGAUUGUCAUUGUUGAAGUCAAAUGUCAU